AUGGGGGAAAUGAUACCAAAAAUCAGUGGGGUUGUGAAAAUAGACAUAGAUUUGGAGUGUGAAGUGUCAAGAAGGCUAUAUGGGGCUGGAUGCUUUGGAGGAGAGCCCAUUUUUGUGGCGAAGGAUGGUGCACGUGAGGAGGAUGAAGGGUACAUUGCGUCAUACGUGUAUGAUGAGAAUAGUGGAGUCUCAAGGUUUGUGGUGAUGAAUGCUAAAUCUCAAACACUUGAUGUUGUUGCAACAGUGAAGCUUCCUAGGACAGUACCUUAUGGUUUCCAUGGCCUUUUUGUGAAAAGGGGGGAUCUUGAUCAAACGUGUUGA
Messenger RNA from Vitis riparia (riverbank grape), 321 nucleotides. RefSeq names its product probable carotenoid cleavage dioxygenase 4, chloroplastic. Gene Ontology annotation, molecular function: carotenoid dioxygenase activity. NCBI's taxonomy places the organism in Eukaryota, Viridiplantae, Streptophyta, Magnoliopsida, Vitales, Vitaceae. Gene Ontology annotation, biological process: carotene catabolic process. The record is from RefSeq and is a predicted model, not a curated record. The transcript has a single exon. Gene Ontology annotation, cellular component: chloroplast stroma. Bases 1 to 321 code for a protein of 106 amino acids.